Molecule: messenger RNA, 6922 nt
Organism: Phacochoerus africanus (Common warthog)
Lineage: Eukaryota; Metazoa; Chordata; Mammalia; Artiodactyla; Suidae
Gene: ETNK1
Product: ethanolamine kinase 1
Exons: 8
Coding region: 272-1363 (363 amino acids)
Biological process (GO): phosphatidylethanolamine biosynthetic process
Cellular component (GO): cytoplasm
Molecular function (GO): ethanolamine kinase activity
Source: RefSeq, a predicted model, not a curated record
CGGCAUGCUCCGCGCCCGCUGGCGGCCGAGUGCAGAGGAGAGCAGUUUUCCCGGUGAGCAUCCUCGGCUCAGUUCAGCCGCUGUCCAGACCUGGGUCGGCUAGAGUGCCGCCUCCAGCAGUUUUCCUACCGCUCGACCGUCAGUCUGAACGCCCCCAGCCCUCCCGUGAGGGCGCCCCGGGACGGAAGGAUCCAGCAGCCUGUCGGCGCCCGCCGUUCUCGUGGUCGCCGUCGCCGUCGUCGUUGUGGUAGUCUCUGCCGUCGCCUGGGCCAUGGCCAAUUACAUCCACGUCCCGCCCGGCUCCCCCGAGGUCCCCAAGCUGAAUGUCACGGUUCAGGAUCAGGAGGAGCAGCGCUGCCGGGAGGGGGCCCUGAGCCUCCUGCAACACCUGCGGCCGCACUGGGACCCUCAGGAGGUGACCCUGCAGCUUUUCACAGAUGGAAUCACAAAUAAGCUUAUUGGCUGUUAUGUGGGCAACACAAUGGAGGACGUAGUCCUGGUACGAAUUUAUGGCAAUAAGACUGAGUUGUUAGUUGAUCGAGAGGAAGAAGUGAAGAGUUUCCGAGUGUUGCAGGCUCAUGGCUGUGCACCACAACUCUACUGUACCUUCAACAAUGGACUAUGCUAUGAAUUUAUACAGGGAGAAGCGUUGGAUCCAAAGCAUGUCUGCAACCCUGCCAUUUUCAGGCUAAUAGCACGUCAGCUUGCUAAAAUCCAUGCUAUUCAUGCACACAAUGGCUGGAUUCCCAAAUCUAAUCUGUGGCUAAAGAUGGGAAAAUAUUUCUCUCUCAUUCCUACAGGAUUUGUAGAUGAAGACAUCAAUAAAAGGUUCCUAAGUGAUAUCCCAAGCCCUCAGAUUCUUCAGGAAGAGAUGACUUGGAUGAAGGACAUUCUUUCCAACCUGGGCUCACCAGUUGUGCUUUGCCAUAAUGACCUAUUAUGUAAGAAUAUAAUCUACAAUGAGAAACAAGGUGAUGUACAGUUCAUUGAUUAUGAAUAUUCUGGAUACAACUACCUGGCAUAUGAUAUUGGAAAUCAUUUCAAUGAAUUUGCAGGUGUGAGUGAUGUAGACUAUAGUCUUUAUCCAAGUAGAGAACUACAGGGCCAGUGGCUGCGUUCUUACCUUGAAGCCUACAAAGAAUACAAGGGCUUUGGGACCGAAGUUACUGAAAAGGAAGUAGAAAUACUCUUCAUUCAAGUCAAUCAGUUUGCAUUGGCUUCUCAUUUCUUUUGGGGAUUGUGGGCUUUGAUUCAAGCCAAAUACUCCACUAUUGACUUUGAUUUCCUUGGGUAUGCAAUUGUUCGUUUUAACCAAUACUUUAAAAUGAAGCCUGAGGUUACUGCAUUAAAAGUGCCUGAGUAAAGAAGACAUUUAAUUAUUCUCAAGUGGCUGAACAAUAUGUGUGAAUCUUUUAAGAAAUUCCAAAAAGCCAAUAUUUGUUGAAAUUCUUUUAAUUUGGUUAUCUUGCUUCACAAAUUAUGCCUCUAAACAACUAGUUUAUUUUUUAAAUAGUCUGACUGAUGUCAAGAAAUAUACCUACUGCUCUCAGUAUAUGGUGGGUUAGCAGUUUGUUAAAUCAGCAAAAAGGUAUAAAUAUGUCAGUUUAAUUCUUUGAUAAUUUAAUCUAUGUUGUAUGUAAAUUAUUUAUUAUAAAUUUAACAUGAUUCUGUGAUUGCUUUUAUCCAUUUCAUCUGUUUGUUGAGUGUAAGCAAUGAAAAUUUUCCAGAGAAAUUUUUUUUAAGGUUUUACUUUAAUAAGAUUAAUUUUAGUAAACAUUUUGGAUGUUUAGUGUAACCCUUUUAUUCUGACACACUAAGUAAAAUGAAUCAUUUACUCUUGUAAUGCCAGACAUUGGUUUAGAUAACUUAGAAUAUUCAUAGAAAAAUAUCUGUUUAGGAGAGUGAAAUAAAUUCAUGGUCUGUGCUAGUGGUACAUCUUUUUGAAGUAUUGGAAAACUUUUUUUUUUUUUUUUUUGAGGGGGAACAUAUCUUAGAAUUACAUUCCCCUCUUCCUGCAUAGUCUGGCAGUAUAAAUAUUGAUAUUUACUGUAUAAUCCUGGAAUAGAUAUAUGAUGAUUUUAUGUUACCAAAAUCUGCAUUAAAUAAUGUUUUCAUAUAUAUAGUCAUUUUAAGUUACAGUUUGCUUUUAACAUUUUACUAUAUCAAAUAGUUUCUCACCAAAAGUUUUGUUUUACUUGUUAAGCUGUCUUGUCUGUUAUUACAUAGUAGCUAGUAGAACAAUUGCUAAUUUUUAAGACAAAAAUAGAAGCUUAUCAUACUUGGCAACAGAAAAUGUAUUUAGGUUAAUUCUUUUUUACCACUCCAGAUUCAUGCAUUACAUUUUGGUUUUAUAUUUUAGUUUGGUUCCAUGUCUUUAGAAUGAUAGCAGAUAAUUUCUUGAUAAUGAAAUAAUCUGAAAUUUCUUCUUCAGAGAAAUAAGUUGAGGUGGUUUAAAGAGUUAAAUAAGGAACAUUUAUAACAUCAAUCUUGUACAUUUAAACCUGAUACAACAAUGUGAAUUAAGCAAAAAUAUGCAUGGUAGGAGGGCUUUUGUUUUGAUUUCUUUUGAUUUUUUGUUUGUUUGGAAGUAAGAGGAUGACAGUUAUUAUUUGGAAGGAACUUAGAUCUUUGGAAUAGAUAAGCAGACUUCAAGUAUUGAAGACUGCUGUGUGGGUUGAGCAGUCAUGGUUAACGUUACUUAGAAAAUUAGUCUGACAAGCUUUGCACUUUGGUCACAUAAGUGCCCAUGUACAAAGUUGGCUUAAUGGAUCUGCAUAUUCAGAAUAUGCAACUACACAUUUAUCCUCUGAGAAAUCUUCUGGGGAAUCUGAUGUAUUAUUCCAAAUGACAUAUUCUCAGAUAAGUGCUUUAAAAUACUUGGAUUGUCUCAAGAUGUUUAAAGCUAGUAAAGUAAAUAGAAAUACAGGCCAUUUUAAAUGGUAAAUUCUAGUUACAUGAAUAGAGUCUUAAAAUCUGUAUCUAUAACUAAGAUUUGUUUUCUACCUCCCCAGUGUUACAAAUGUUCACUUCUCUUUUUAUAAACCAUAUUACUAUAGGAUCAGUAGAAUUUUACCUAAUUAAAUGAAAGGAACCAAUUAAACAGUAGCUUUUUAUUUAACUUUAGAGUGGACUUGAAAAAUUGUUUUUGGUGGAAUUUUCAUCUGUUGUUGGAACAUUUUCUUAGAACAACUAGGAAUAUGUAAUACCCUUGAUUUUUAUUUUCGCUUUCCAAUUCUUUAAGUGCAACAGUAUAUAUCUUUGGAGAACUGGAAGGAGAGAAGAUCAUUUUUCUACCCUACUCCAUAUUCUUCAAACUAUUUUGAAUAGAGAUUCACUGAGCCAUUGCUGGUAGAUUGUGCAUAGCUGCCUGCUGUGAUACUAUUGUAAGCAGUUCAGAGAGAUUCACAUAGAAGUAAAUGUACAGGGGAGUAAAGGCUCUCACUUCAGCCCUGGGUGUAAUGGAUCUUGGCAACAAAAUAAGAUAUUUAAGAUAUUUCCCCUACUCUUAGGCUAGAUUUUGGAUAUUAUGAUGCUCCCACUUCUGGUACAGGUUUUUGGGAUCAUGCUUCAGCCUAAUGACAGGAUUUGAAAUUGCUUGCCUUUUAUUGACUAUUUAAGAGAUUCUUAAGGGAAAACAUCUCUCUAAAAAUUGCCCUGUGGCUUGCUGAGAUGUCUUUUGCCUUUUUAUGUUAAGCUGAGAAACUUGAAUGCCUUACCUAAUAACUCAACUGGUAGUAAGCUCAUUUUGUAAAUGUGAAAAUGAUUGUUAGAGAAGUGGCAUUCAUGUCUACCCAUUGUUAGUCAAUAGACCAUAGUGGCCUGGAUGCUUUAACAAGCAAAAUUCCACAUUUUUUCUUCUUUAUUCCUUGCAUACUUGUGUAAUCUUACCUGACCAGUAAUUGUUUUUUUAUCCCUCCUAAAACCCCAUGCUACCACCACUUUUCUGGGAAUUAAAGAGAUGUGGUAGUAAAUUAACUGUUCACAUGAUCAUUUGAAAUCAAUAUGAGCACAAAACUCAUCAACUAGGUCUGCCUGGAAUGUAUAUAAAACAGUGUAAAUAAAAAUUUGUAAAUUAGUGUGAAUUGUAUCUUGCAUAUGAGAUUGUGUAUUGUUUUGCAGUUUCUUCCCUUUCGUAGACAUUUUUUCUGUAAGGGAAUGAUCCAGCUCUUUGGUUUUAGACUGGAAAUAGCCAACAGAUCUGGCUGCAUAGUGGGUAACAAGAGGAACUAGAAAUAGGGUUCAUCAAUCUUUGUUAAUGUCAGUACUUAUUUAUUUAGCCUCUCAGUGCCUAAUAUGACUUUUUUCACUCUUUGUUGGUCAUUAGUUUUUGGAGGUUAGAUUCCUGCAAGCAGCAAAUUAAUAUAGUGUUAGAACACCAUUCUUUGAGUCAUGAUUCUGAGCUAAAGCAAAUUAAAGUUUCAUGAUUGCAAACUGAAGUAUUAUCCUUUCCUAUUUUCAAGGUUGUUGACCUUUUUCUAUAAAAAACUUUGAAUUUUUAUAUAUCUCAAUGUGAAUUUUAAGUAUCAUAUAUACAGGAGAGAUGAUAAAUGAUAGCUCCUAGUUCAACUUAAAGCAUGUCUCCUUGGCUUCUCUAAGUAUAAAGCUGUUCAUUAUGAGGUUGUAAAAGACAGAAAAGACAGAAGUAAUCUUUUAAUGACUGCUAAUUCCAUUUUUGCUAAACUAAAAAUGUAUAUUUUAAUUUCAUAAAUAUGUUGUAAAAGUAUUCAGAUUUAAAGGAAAAUCCCCCCCUACACACACACACUCAGAAGUUAUAAACCUCCACCUUUACAAUUGUAUGGAUAUUUCUGUUUUAUGUUGCAUAAAGCCUUCUGUAUUGAAUUCCUUCAUAGUAUAAAUGAGAAAACUAUUAGUUUGACUUUCUGCUUUAAAUUGCUCUUAAUAAGCAUUUUAUACUUCAUUCCAAAGUGGUACAGACUUAAGCCUUUAAUAUUAGUCAGUCAUUCAGUUGAUAGACAAAGUUAACAGUGCUUUAUGUUAGGAGCAGAGUUUUGUUAUUGGCAACAACUUGCACUACUUUACGCAAAAGGCAAACAUUAGUGAUUAUUAUGCACAAAGGAAAAUGAAUUAUUAUAAGUAUGUGGUAAAGCAGCUUUAUCUUUAUUUCAAAAUUGAUUUUGCUUCCAUAGUUCAUUAGGGUUUAGAAUGUCUUUGGAAACUUAGUUACAUAUUAAGGCGAUCUGUUUUUUUUUUUUUUUUUUUUUUUAAGAAAGACAGUUAUAUGGAACCAACUUUUUUUCUGUUACAUACCACUUGUGUGAUUACAGUGUUAGGUCUUGAGACAGAAAGUGUAACAGUUAUUUUAAAUGAAUUUUCCCCAUCUUUGAAGCUUAGUUUGUAGAUGUAUUGCUAUAAAAGAAAAUGCUUGGUUUGCAUCACUUGAAUACUUGAAAACUGAAAUAAGAUGUAUUACAUAAUAGACUUUUCUGAACAGUUUUUACACUAAAAUUUUCCUUUCUGGGUCAUAAUUUGACCAAUUUCAAUUAUUUGAAUAGAAAAAAGAAUGAUAAUACUUACAGAAAAUACCCUUUUGAGUUUGAGGCAUUCAGAAUUCAAGUUUUCAGUAGGUUUCUGUCCUGAAAUCUCUUUCUCUUCUUUCCUAUACUUAAUGCACUUACUGUGCUACUGAUGUUACCAAACAGCAAGUUAAAAUAUGUGUUCAUUAUGUAUCCUAUGGCUUUUCUAGUUAUGAAAAAAUUACUCUGAAAAAUACUCUUAAUCCCUAAGAGUAUAAAUACCAUUGAUGGAAUAAACACCAUUAAUCAUUUUAACAAAAUACUUAUAAGGUGUUUAUACAAAUUGGAAACAUUACCUGUUAUAUUUGAAUGAGUGAUGGGUUAGAAAAGCCUGGCUGAUUUGAAUUGUUCCACUAAUUAAAUUUCAAAACUCAAAGGAACUUUGAGAUAGAUUGACUCCUGAUGGUAUCCGUGUAAGCUCCUGUAAACUGGAAAAGACCCCCCCUACACACACACCUCAAAAGCAGUGGAGGAAAUGCGAGUAUUUGCAUGGUUGUGGUGUGCCGCUACUUAAAUUAUGUAGUGACACACUGAAAUUUUUAUUGUUCAGUAACCUGAAGAAGUUUCCCGUUACUUAUGUUUACUAAGGUAACUAUAAAUUGGUGAAAUCUGCAAAGAGGAAGCUUUUAAACUCUACAGUAGUUAGGAGCCUUUGUGUAGCUGGAUGACAUUCCCAUAAUAUGAAAUAUUUGAAUUUUAAAAUGUACCAUUAUUUUAAGAAAGAAGACCCGGCAUUAUUCUGUAUUCUUAAAUGAUGAUGUCCAUAUCAGUUUAAGAAAGGAAAAACAAAAUGAAUAAUUGUCUUUUCAUUAGCUGUAUGUUGAAUUGGGAAAUUGUGGCAUAAAGGUUAAAUUUGUGUUUAUCAAAUGUGAACCAUAGUAGUUUAAUGCUGCUCUGUAUAUACUGUAAGUGCUACAGAUAGUCUCAGCACUGAAAAUGUAUUGAUACCUCUCAAAUGAAUGCGUUUGAUGUAGGUGUUUUGAUAUGCCUCAGAAAGUAUCUGAGUGUCUAAGAACUUGUUAAUUUGUUUGGUAAUGAAGAUACUUCCUGUCUUUUGUUGCAUAUUUUCAUGUUUAAAAUUUAAUUUUUACAUUUUCACUACUGUUAAUUUAAAUAAAAUUUGUUCUGUGGUUAAAAUGGGGUUUCCAGUGAAAAAAAUUAAUAACCUCGUUUCAAGUAACUGCUUAAAAAAUACAUUUUUGCUAUAUGUUCAUAAACUUUUAAUGAAUCUGUAUUUCUGUUUAAAUGUAAGUGAUGUUUAGGCUUUAUUUCUGUUUAAUAAGGCCUUUUACCAUUGAUUAAAUGAAGGAAUGUAUCUUUUUGAAGAGAUUUAUAUUCUGUAAAUAAAAAUUGGUUGUAACAAUAAAAUUGGGUUCUAACUGCUUGUA